GUGGUGAUUAGGGCCACCUUGAACUGCAAUCGUUUCUUCACUUUCACAGUCGCGUACCAGCGUUCUUCAUCCAGGCGCGAACCGACGGGUGGCCGUAGCAAUCAUUAAAUUGGAGCACCUUCCCCCAUGUUAGAAAAACAAAAACAGUUUUGUGAUUACAUAACAUCAUAAUUGCGUUUCUGCGAUAGAUUCGCGCUGGAGGUAUUUAGCGCUGUACAGUUGCACAAAAGCGCACGAUAGAAGCAUCGUCACUCAUAGGAAAGCAAAGCAAUACCCCAUCACAAUAGAGCUGUAACAGUUUAUAGAUUUUUUACAGAGGCGCACAUACGUCGGAGGAAAGGAGUCAUCUGAGAAUACGCCGCGCUUUAAAGGGGUCAAUAGAUUCCGUUCUUUAUAAUAGAAAUGUACUCGAAUGCGGCUACCUUUAUGCCUUCGCUACCCGCGGGCACUGACGUGCCCCUUGACGAGUGCUUUCCGAUCGACGACGUGCCCGCGCGGUCGCCACACUGCAUUAGCUGGGGUCCGCACAACAUCUUGCAGGUGUGCACGCGCUGGUCCAUCUCCUUCCACCUGACGAGUCUGCUGACCCCUGCCCGCCAGCUUCAGAUUCGGCAUCAUCCACUUUGUCACCGCACCGACGUGGAGUCGAUGGAGGUGGUGGUGGGUGCCAAGUGGAGCACCUCGCUCAUGCCGGAGGUCUUCUACCCGGCCAGUGCGCGCCUGUGUGCUCAGACCACAAGCAACUUGGUGGUGUACCGUGUCAGUCGGAAUGGCACGGCGCGGGUGAAGGUGAGCUACGGCAUUGGAAUUGCGUGCUGCCGCGGUGGCUCAAGAAGUUCGCUGAGCGUGGACACGCAUGGGGAAAGCGCAAGCGGUGCACCUUCUGAAAGGGUGAAACCCAGCUCAACGGCGGACGCUGGAGGCAACGAUGGCGACUCUGCGAGGUCAAAGUCUGCUGCGUCGCGUAAACGUAAGCCAGCGGCAAAAACGGUAACUGCCCCGAGAGUGAAAAGAACGGCAACCACCGCAGCUCAAAAGCGUCAACGACGCCGUGGAAAGGAGAGCAGUGAUGAAAGCGAAAGUGAAGUUGAGAGCACCUCUACUUCUUCUUCCUCCUCUUCACAUACAAGCAGCAGCGGCAGCGACAGUGAUUCAGGCUCGGAUUCAGAAGUCAAGACGUCACGUUCCCGUGCUGCAGCUCCGAAGCGCGGUGACCGGCGAGCUGCCGCGGUGGCCACCAGCUCUGCCCCAGCAGACAAUGGUAACGACAGAGGGGGUGAGACCGCUGUUUUCGGUGCCACACGUGGAUCCUUGCACAACCGCACCGGUAGUAGCGUGCCUCAGCGAUCUUCAGCUGCCGCGAUGGAGCACGAAACUGCAGAUCCCUUGAAAGACUCCGACACGACCCUGUUGGACUACACGUGGCUCAGCAACGACGAGUUAGUCGUGCUCUCGUCCCGCGGCCUACACGUUGUGCCGUUCUACGGUGAGUUGUCCGAUGACGAGAGCCCGCAAGUACGGAAUCUUCCCCCGCCUGUUUACACGUGGAAUGGGCGUGAGGAUGUUGCCGCGCUUGGUUUUGCAGGGUCGACACCGACGUGCUUCGCGCCUACCGCUGCUAGCGGGCUUGCCUCCCAGGCCACUGCUUCUACGCUUUCUUUUCUGAAGCGCACGCUGGUCGUUGCCAGUCCGUACCUGUUGCGUGUGGUGCACAUCCCAGCUGACGCACCCAAACCAUGCUCGCCUGCCGCGGCUCGACUCCUUCACUACGUGGAGGUGCCUGCGUUGCUGUCAGUUCCAACGGCUGUCUGCGCUGUUGCGGUGGCGCUGGGGCGUUCCACGGGUGCGUUGUCUGACGUCGAUGCGGCGGACAUCAUCGUCUUUCUUGCUGCACCGAGCCUCGUCCUGCGCGGUCGCUUUACCUUAGUGAUUCCACCCAGCACACCUUCGGCGCCGUCUGCGUCGCUGCGCACCAGCACAUGGACGACGGACGCGCAGUUUGGACCCGACCAGCUCGUGGGCGAGAUUAGUUUGCGGGCUUUAUUAGUAGCUCCGUUUGCUGCUGAGGUGCCCACCGCGCUCACCGACGUGGCACGCAGCAGCUCGGCAGUACCUGCUGUGACUGCUUCCACCACUGCUACCUCUUCUAUGGCCCCCAGCGGCAGUCUAUGCACCGCCGUCGUAGGCGUUGGCGAGCGGGCUCUCUUUCAGUACCUGCUCUCCGGUCCGUCCUGCGUGACACUCUUUCAGUGUCCGCUGCUGGCCGGACACAGCGAGAUGCCGGCACGGAGGUGUGCGGGGGUCACAGGUGUGGCGCUGCACCCGGCGGGCAGCGUGGCUGUGGUGGCCGUGCAAAGCGGGCACACAAACCAGGAGCCGGUGCAUUUGUGGCCGGUGACGAUCGACGAUCCCGGGAGCUGGUUGCGCCGGUUUGUGGAGCUUGCGGGGGUGCUGCGUGAGCAGGAAGGGGAGGCCAACAACAAUAGGAAGAGAGACGCACCUUCAACUGGGAGUCCUCCAGCGGCCGGAGCUGCUGCUGCGAACAACGACGCGGGCCGUUCUUACUGCGACACCAGAAGUCUUCUUCGCAGCCAGGUCAGCGACGCGUUUUUCCUGCGGGAGCGCCUGCUGGGUGGGUCGACGGCGCAGUCGGGUGCGCUGCACCGCUACGCGCACAUGCUACAAGAGACAUUCCAGAUGCCUUCCCAUGAAACGCUGAAACAGAUUCGGGCAUUUGGGUUGGCGAGGGAGGCGGCUGCCCGGUUGGCCUCCCCGCUCAUCGCGGACCUUCACCUGCGUCGAGCCUAUUUGCAGUUGCGCGCUCAGUACGGUUUGGAGCUGUUCUUGCGGUGGCCGCUCCCCCUGUCAGCGUCAGAGAGUGACGAGCAAGAAGGUUGCGUUGUCUCACUGUUCGCUUCUCUUUCUGAAAUGGAAUCGAAAGCGAUGUCCUGGCCGUGGUGGCGGCUGCUGCGGCACAUCUGGGCCAGCUGCCCUUGGGAUAAGCCGGUGCUGCAUGAGCUGAUCUUGUCCAACGCGAUUCGGAUCCUUGCGAAGCGUCACGGGUACGCCAACAUGGCCGUUGACGCAUCGGAGCGCUUCCGCGAGCGCGCACCGUCCGACACGAAUGCGAAAGCGGGGAUGAGAGGACAGGGCGUUACGGUGGACGCGAGCAAGUGCUCCACAGACCCCGACACGGUUGAUGUUGACGGUGCGCGGUGCUACGUUGAGGCUUAUGUGCGACGACAGGAAGAGAUGCUCAAUUCUGCGGCGAAGGAUGGUGGGGCCAAUACGCUACCGCCGGGCAGCUCCAUUGUCGUGCUCACCGCCGCCGAUUGCGAACCGCCUGCUCUCCGCAGUUCAAGAGAAAAAUCGACUGGUAAGAAGAACGGUGAAGACCACUGGAAGCAAGUGCACUGGUGCAUUUCUCAGGCCUGGGUGUCAACACUGAAGGACUUCCUCGCUUGUGUUGCAGGUGGGAAGAAAACCGAUGCACUCUUAGCCUCGCCACCUUCUUCCUCCAAGGCGUCGUCUUCGCCGGCUGUCGGUGCGCGCGAGCAAAUCCGCUUUCCGUGUUCGCUGUGCGACCGUGACAGUGCCGUGAUGUUUCGCAUGUCUCUCUCGAGCACCUCACAUCACGUUCCUCUUUCCGUUGAGGCGGCGGCGUCGCUCUCUUCGUCUGUUGUCGCCCACACCACCCUCUUCUCCGGCACAACGUUUAGCCCGCUCUCGUUCUUCUCGCCAGAUUACGUGCUGACGCGGUGCUUUUCGUGCGGACUGAGCGACUAUGCCGACGGGCCGCUGUGCCGCGUGUGUGGCGGCCUUCUCGAGUAG
Messenger RNA from Leptomonas pyrrhocoris, 3831 nucleotides. RefSeq lists its product as hypothetical. The transcript has a single exon. The record is from RefSeq and is a predicted model, not a curated record. The coding region runs from base 403 to 3831 and encodes 1142 amino acids. NCBI's taxonomy places the organism in Eukaryota, Euglenozoa, Kinetoplastea, Trypanosomatida, Trypanosomatidae.